This is a messenger RNA of Notodromas monacha, 502 nucleotides long. The record is from the annotation of a GenBank genome assembly. NCBI's taxonomy places the organism in Eukaryota, Metazoa, Arthropoda, Ostracoda, Podocopida, Cyprididae.
ACGGAAGUUAUGCUGAAUUUUUCCGCAGCGAAGCACGGUAGGAAGUGGUAGGACUCCAGUUGCCCGCGGAUAGCCACUAGAACGACGCAUUCCUUGUGAAUUCAAUAAGAAGAAAGCGAGGAUGCCAGUGCUGCCAACACUCGCCUUCACUUUCGCUGCUUUCAUGGCCCUUCUGAAUCUGACCACGAUUCAUGCGGCCAGCGAAGAAGAGCACGAGACAAAGAAGGCGAACUGGAAUUGCUGCUUAGCUUGUCAAGAUGCCCCUCAAGCCAUUCACCCAGAACCAACAGUUUAUCCCCCGGAAUGCUUCACCAAGUGCACAUACACUGUAACCAAAUACACCGCAGCCAUUUCCAAGAAGUGCAAAUGUGACCCUGACAAAGAAGCCGCUGCUGCGAAGGCGUCUCGGCUCGAAGACGAUCCGCCGUCCCUCGAUCCUUCAGAGAGUUUGCAGCGGAACCGGAAGUCCCGCGCGAGGAAGUCGACUUCUCGCCUGCGCUGA